This is a messenger RNA of Seriola dumerili (greater amberjack), 3472 nucleotides long. It is a transcript of the gene vit, whose product is annotated as vitrin. Lineage: Eukaryota; Metazoa; Chordata; Actinopteri; Carangiformes; Carangidae. Gene Ontology annotation, biological process: extracellular matrix organization; positive regulation of cell-substrate adhesion. The record is from RefSeq and is a predicted model, not a curated record. The transcript is spliced from 23 exons. The coding region runs from base 112 to 2592 and encodes 826 amino acids.
GAGGAGAAACUGCGCAGGGAAUUACUUUUUCUAACGCCUGGAGGAUUAUUUUCCCUUCUCAGGUUGUACAAGGACAUCUGGCCGACCUGCUGAACCAGCGCACCACCCAUCAUGAUCAGAGCAUCAGUCACUGCCAUCUGCCUCGCGCUCCUCCUGUCCUGUGCUUGCUGGGCCAAGCCUAACGGAUCAAAGAACAAGAAACCAAAGCAAGCUGUUCCAGACAUAGAGUGCGAUGUCAGAGCGGGAAAGAUCAACCUCCCAGAGUUCAUAGUCAGAUGUCCUGCACACUGUAAAGAGACAAAACAGCAGGUUUACGGGACAGGAGUGUUCGCCUCCAUCUCCAGCAUCUGCAAUGCAGCCAUCCACAGUGGCGUCAUCACCAACACGGGCGGAAAGGUGAUCGUGAGGAAGAUGGCCGGGCAGAACAUCUACAAAGGCAGUAACUCCAACGGGGUGCGCUCUCUGUCUCUGCCGAAGUGGAGGGAGUCGUUUGUCGUCUCAGUGGGGAAGCCCAAGAAAGGAGUCAUCUACCCAUCUACCCUGGACUACGUCCCUUCAAGACCAACCUACGUGAAGACAAGUCAAAAGGAGGCCAAAUCCCCCGUGGUUACCACGGUGCUGCCAACGACAACUGCACCUGAACCCACCACAACUGCAACAACUGAACCCACCACCACCACCACUUCUGCCACCACACCAGCUCCCACCACCACCACCAACACACCUCCACCACCACCCACCACUGCCAAAGCUCGAGCUGCUCUGCACAAAGUCAGGGAUGCAGGCAGCAGUCACCCGUACCUUGCCUCUGUGGCAGCUGCAAGACAGUCACAAAAUGGUCAAGGAAAGAGUCCCAGCCAAGUAUUCAGAGGAAGUGCCUUUCCGAAUAGAUUCCCACAUCGAACCAGUGCAGGUCUGCGCAGACCAGAGGCAGGGUCGGCUAUGAGGAGACAGCUAUCCUCUCCAGUAGGCCCAGCUUUUAACAGGGUUCAGCCGGCCCCGCCCGAGCGGACUCCAACCAUGAGCCAGUCCAACCCCGCUUUUCCCAGAAGGGAUUGGGCGCCCCCCUCCUUUCCUCGACCUGAUUGGUUCCCUGGAGCUCGACGACCAGCAGAUAUUAGUUAUGCAGUUCCAGACUCAGGAUACACGUGGAGCGAGACAGACACUCCUGAGAUCACAGCUCCCGAUCACAGGCCUGAUAUGUCAGAGUAUGAGCGCUGGUAUUAUAACUUUGGACCGUACCCGCCCCGAUCCACUGACUCAGAUGUCAACCGUAAGACGCCACUGGACACAACCCAUACUCGAGUGGAGCCAGUGGAUGCCUGGAAGCCAGAGGCAAACCUUUAUGAAUCAGGCUUCAGUUUGAAGGAGCAAGAACCUAUACCCAGAUCACCUGAGCCUGUGUCACAGGGAAACACAAAUUGUAAGGUGGACCUGGCCUUCCUGAUGGACGGGAGCUGGAGCAUUGGGAAGCGGCGUUUUAAGAUUCAGAAGGACUUCCUGGCUGAAGUGGCUCAGACCAUCAACGUGGGCAUGGCCGGACCCAUGAUGGGCAUCAUCCAAUAUGGGGAUGACCCUGUGACAGAGAUCAGUCUGAGGAGUCACUCCAACUCCAGAGAGCUGAAGUCAGCCAUAGAUAAGAUUGUGCAGAAGGGAGGCCUUUCCAAUGUGGGAAAGGCCCUCUCCUACAUCAAUAAGCAGUACUUCAGCGAUGCCAAUGGAAACCGAGGGGGAGCUCCUAACGUGGCUGUGGUGCUGGUGGACGGCUGGCCCACAGACAAGGUGGAGGAGGCGUCUCGGCUCGCUCGGGAGUCUGGCAUCAACAUAUUCUUUGUCACCAUCGAGGGCCCUGACGACAAUGAGAAACAGAACCUGGUUGAGGCCAACUUUGUUGACAAGGCUGUGUGUCGGACAAACGGCUUCUAUUCCCUGCCUGUGACCAGCUGGUUUGCCCUGAGGAAGACCGUGCAGCCCCUGGUGAAGAGAGUGUGCGACACAGACCGCCUGAUGUGCAGCAAAACCUGCCUCAACGCCAACGACAUCGCCUUUGUCAUCGAUGGCUCCAGCAGUGUGGGAACCGGCAACUUCCGCACCGUGCUGCAGUUUGUGGCCAACGUCACACGGGAGUUUGAGAUCUCUGACACGGACACGCGGGUGGGAGCUGUGCAGUACACCUACGAGCAGAGGCUGGAGUUUGCCUUCGGCCAGUACAACAACAAGGCCGAGCUGCUGAACGCCAUCAAACGCAUCAACUACUGGAGCGGCGGGACCAGCACUGGUGCUGCCAUCACCUACGCCGCAGAGCAGCUCUUCAGCAAAUCCAAACCCAACAAACGCAAGAUCAUGAUUGUCAUUACAGACGGCCGCUCCUAUGAUGACGUCAGGGCACCUGCUCUGGCUGUCCACAGCCAAGGUGUGAUCGCCUACUCCAUUGGCAUUGCCUGGGCAGCCCAGGACGAGCUGGAGUACAUCGCCACAGACCCCGACAAGGAGCACUCCUUCUUUGUGGACGAGUUUGACAACCUCUACAAAUUUGUACCCAAGAUCAUCCACAACAUCUGCCAGGAGUUCAAUUCCCAGCCCAGAAACUGAGGACGGACGUGUGGAGGGGGAGGUGUAAAGAGGGACAUCUUGAUCGAGGGCCGUCUCAACAGAGCGCUGAUUGUAAAUUUACUCACUCUGUUGAAACAGAUGGUGGUGCUGGAUUGGCUGCAGCCCCCCCGUAUUUGAGCAGGGAGGGGUUCUGAAUUUACAUGAGGAUUGUGGGUUUGGACAAAUCAAAUCUUUAAGUCAAUCAGCAUCUGGUCCCAAAUAUACAAAUGGUGCUAGUAGUAAAGGGUUUGCAUAACACAGUGACAUACUGACAUCUCAUGUGGCGCCAGUUGUUCUCUGUUGGUGCCAUAAAGAGAACAGAGUAUUCCUAGUCAUUUAAAAUGAUGGUACCACUUUCUAUUAAGUCACCUUUUAUAAUGCAAGUUGUAAAUAAGAGUUUUAAAAAUAAUUUACUAUUGCUUUGAAGAUCAGUUUUAAGUCAUUUAUAUAAAGGUCAUUUAUAUGGUGUUAAUCCUCAUUUUGAAUUUCUUUUUUAUCAUGCAAAUGUCCAAUGGACUGUUUGACCUCUGACCUUCUGGAAAGGAACUGCAGAACAUCUGGACCAAAAUUAAUCUGUUAACAACUUGUCAGUGUUCACUAACUACAUAUUUGAUUGAUUGAAUUUGUAUCUAGAAGCUGGUAAAAGCAAGAGACAUGCUGGAGGAGCCAAAGGGAAAUUUCUCACAACUUGGCAACUCAAAACUUAGUUAAAGUAAAUGAUUUAUUUGCAUUAAUAAAUCCCUUAUGUGCAACUUAUAGAGACUUCAUAAAGGGUGCCUUACUAGGACGUGGGACCAGACUGAUUAACAAAUAUAAAGCUGCCUUACUGGGAUAUGGUGCUUGCAGAGAGAUGUAGAUUUAAAGCAUGCCUAGCACUUCC